Messenger RNA from Vanessa atalanta (red admiral), 1991 nucleotides. RefSeq names its product leucine-rich repeat neuronal protein 3-like. The transcript has 2 exons. Gene Ontology annotation, cellular component: extracellular matrix. Bases 27 to 1397 code for a protein of 456 amino acids. Lineage: Eukaryota; Metazoa; Arthropoda; Insecta; Lepidoptera; Nymphalidae. The record is from RefSeq and is a predicted model, not a curated record. Gene Ontology annotation, molecular function: protein binding.
ACCAGACGAAUCAUCACAUAAACAAAAUGCGAACGUUUUAUAUACUUUUCGCUCUUAUUGCAUAUAGCUUUAAAGUUCAAAGUACAACGCUCUGUGACAGUGAUUUUUGCGUGUGUCGACACAAUAAUAAAAGUGAUCGGGAUCUUGCUGGUGAAUUCGUUGUAUGCUCUUACGACCCUUCUGUUUUAAAUAGGAUCUUUGGGCUACCGGAAACAGUGUAUUCAUUGGAUUUGUCAAGAAAUAAUUUGACUACUGUACGAAAUUCGGGUUUGCUCCAAUCCAAUACGUUGACGGAACUAUAUCUCAAUUGUAAUCAAAUACGCGAAAUAAAAGAAAAUGCAUUGCAAUUACCAAAACUGAAAAGGCUGGACUUGAGUGACAACGAGUUAGAAGUUAUACACGAAGACGCAUUUAAAUAUAUAAAAAAAUUAGAAUAUAUUAAUUUGGCUAAUAAUAGGUUAACAUCGUUCGAAAAAAUAUCAUUUCAUCAUUUAGGUAACUUGAACGAAAUAAUUCUGAACAAUAACGACCUUGGAGCCAGUCUUGAAGACAAUAAUUUGUUCGACCGUAGCGGGUAUGGACUGACGCAUAAAAUACAAUCACUAUCGAUAAGUGGAAUAAAUCUAAACGUUGUCCAUGAAAAUUUCUUUGUAGAUGCGUUCGAUUUAAAAAAAUUAGUGAUUUCAAACAAUAAUUUAGUGGAUGUAUUUGAGAUACCAUUCACACUGGAAUAUUUAGAUUUGUCAGAUAAUCCGAUUACACAAAUAUCUGGCGAGGAUUUCGACGAUUUAUUAGCUUUGAAAGAUUUAAAAUUGAACAAUCUUCUGAUAAAACAAAUACCAGAUUACGCAUUUGCAUCUUUACAUGCUCUUAAAAAUUUAGAAAUUGAGAGAAAUAGAAACCUUACAGAAUUCAGCCCUAUGGCUUUUGGGCAAGAAAUACUAGAAGAUGCUGACGAUUUUGCGUUAGAAAACUUAUCCUUGAAAGGAUCGAGAUUAAAAACACUGGACCAAAAGUUGGAAGUUCCAUUCGGACAAUUGAUAAGACUGGACCUGCAGGGAAACUUUUGGAAUUGUGAUUGUAAUCUUGUAUGGAUAAAGAAAUUACAAAUACAAAAAGAAGAUUACGAACAUCUAAGAUGCUUUACACCGAAACCGUUGUACAACAGCCGCAUUUUCGACUUAAAUGAAAGAUAUUUUUCGUGUCCAGCAAAUACUCGCAAUGUGGGCACAAUCAUAGCUGUGAUCUCUUUUUGCGUACUAUUAACUAGCAUAGCCUUGUGGAUAUUCCUGUUUCUGCCGAAAUAUCAAUCUAGGUGUAAUUUUGUAAAUAAUAUACCCGUUCCAACUGCGGGUUACACUGUGUUGCCAGUACACGCACCUAUACAAAAUCGAUAAAUAUUAAUUUUAGAGUAUAUUUUGCAAAACCAUGUAAAUACUAUUAAAGUAAAGUAUAAUUAUAGUCAAUCUUACAGUACAAUAAUGAUUCAGUAUUGGGCAUAAUUAUUACCUAUACGAAUUAAGUAUCAUCCAGUUCGCCAGUUACGUUAAGCCACGAAUACGUUCGACUAGUGUGUUCGGUCGACAUUAGGCCAAUGGAGGUAUUCAUUGAUUACAAAAAGAGCAGGUUGAAGUAAUGUUCACUUGGCAUUGGUAGUUUUUAUUUAUUUAUUUAUUUAUAUAAGAUAGGUGGACUGGUAAAUGGGCUAUCUGGUAUAAAGGGUCUCUACUUCCCAUAGACAUCGACGCAGUACGAAACGUAAAUUAUUUCUUACAUCGCCAAUGCGCCACCAAUCUUGGGAACCAAAAAUGUAAUUUACUUCUAUAUUAAUAAGUAUCUAUUUAUAAGUACUAAUAAGAAGGUCUGUUUAGCGGUAGAAUAAACGGUAAGUGGGUAGUACCUACGCAGGGCACAAACCCCUACCAUUAAAUCAUAAGCCAUUCAAUAAGGAUUUAAAUAAAUUUAAAACUAAAUUACAAAACAAUAAAAGA